AUGGAUGAUGUCUCUGUCUGUAUUCUAGCUGCUGCACAAUCCUCUGAAAUUCAUCUUGUUACAGCCAAUGUUGGAGAGACAGUGACUUUGCACUGCUUCUAUAAAGGCAACCUGGCACGGUACUUUAUGUGGUACAAGCAAACAAUGGGUGACAAUCCCCAAAUCUUAUCAGUAUUUUACAAGUAUAACAAGAAUGCAACAUUUUACCAUGAAUUUAAGGGUAACACUCGCUUCUCAGUGCAAAGCGGUGAAGGAAUGAAUCACCUAAAGAUCUCAGACAUGCAGCUCUCUGAUUCAGCCACAUAUUACUGUGGGAACUCUUAUGCCAACCAGGUGGAGUUUGAAGAAGGAGCCAUUCUGAUUGUGAAAGGUACAACAUCUGAAUUUAGAAUGAAAGGAAAUAGUAACUAAUGUUCUGCAACUAUAAUGUUGAGGGCUUUUUCCACAUUACGUUUUGGAUACAAUGGCUUAAUUAUGCUGUAUUUGCAUAAUCAGAAAUGAGAAUGAUUUCAAAAAUGUUAAGUUGGGACACAACAUACGGAACAGAUUUACUGACUUAUAAACCUUCUUGUCAGGAUCAGGGUCCAGAAACAUGUCUGUGCUCCAGCAGCCUGUGUCUGAGUCAGUCCAGCCAGGAGACUCUGUGACUCUGAACUGUACAAUACACACUGAGACCUGUGCAGGAGAACACAGUGUCUAUUGGUUCAGACACGGCUCAGGAGAAUCCCGUCCAGGAAUCAUUUACAUCAAUGGAGACAGGCAUGAUCAGUGUGAGAAGAGCUCUGAUGCUGGGUCUCUUAUGGCAAGAAGGUGGAGUUUGGAGAAGGAGCCAAUAUAAACUCUCGUUUGCAACUGUUGGACUAAUUAUUACACCCUUGAUCAGCUAGAUGCAGGCAAGAGUGUGCAAGGCGGUAUUGAAUGUGUCACUGUCUGGCACCUUGAUUACUCAAAGUUCUCUUGACCUGUGCACCUACGUUGCAAACUUUCAUUCAUAGGCUAGGUUGUAGCAACCUCAUGAUGGGUACAGGGAACAUUUUAGUAUCAUGUAUUAACCUAAACCUAUCAGUGUUACAUUGAGCUGGGUGAAUGGAAUAUGAAUGACAGUCAUCCAAUAGAAAUAAGGCCAUGUUCAUUAAAAAACAGCCCCGACUGCCACUGGUGUAUACUAGUCGUUCUGUCUGUCAGACCAGGCACUAAAUCAGACUGGGGGAAAAAUAACAUAAUCAAUGAUGAUGAUCUUUUCUACACAGAAUAUCGUACACAAUUAUUGCCCGGUGAUCAUCUGAAAUUCCCAAUACCUUUCUGAUGCAUUUCAGUCACUUCAAACCAUACUUCCUUCAGAUUAAAAACAGUCAAAAGUACUGUUAGACUGAUUUGUAAUAGACUGUCAUAGCUCCAAUUUAUAAAUGUAAACAUUGGUCUUUGAUUACAUAACUUUUUGUACAUGGUUGGGUCGCAAAAGAUGUUUGAUAUCAAAAUAUGGUCACGGGCAAAAAAGUUUGGGAACCCCUUGGUUAGUAUCUCUGACACCCAGACAGAUCUGCAUGCUAUGAUCAUGAGCUAAAAACAAGUAUGGGUAGCUGCAGCCCAAUAUGGCGACCGGAGUAUGGGAGAGUGGGUGUGUCGAAAGGAGUGGGUGUAUGGAAAGCGAAUCAGCUAAUUGGGCAGAUUUGUUCCCACUCAAGACCGUUUUGCGUGGCUGAUUUGGCUGAAUGACUAGACGAUAAGCCGGUGACCAGUGCACCGCUGUUGUAUCGACGUGCUUCUUACUGAGGAGCUAUAUCAUGGUCGUGUCGCCAGCGGUAGCUAACGUGGUCAUGUUUUACCAUCACGUUAUUUUAUUUCAAGUAGGAUAGCAGCAUACACAAUAACUCAUAUUGAUAACCAUCUAGAUGUCACCUUGAUACAUACAUACAAUCUACUACUCAAUGGGGAGACCAUGAACAGCAACAACACCGGGACACACUGCCCUUUGCUCCCGUUUGCCAAGCACUAAUGUCCGGCAACGGCGUGAGAAGUAGCUACCUACUGUAGUAGCCAAUAUGAGGGUGACAGUCACAGUAAGCACACACAUACAACACAUUAAGCAACAGUACACCCAUCAUCAGUAUUUAUAAUAACAAAUAAACAAUAGUCAGUUUUAUAACUCAAAAUGUACAAUUAUUUGUGUAAAACUAACAGUGAAAUACGACUCAGAGUCAUGCUCUGGCUUCAAAACAGACGUCCAAAAUCUCAUGGUAUGGAGCUCAAUGUAUCGUAGUUGCGUGGUAAGAAACUGAAGAAGAAAACACACCGCUCAAUCAAAACAGUCUAACCUAUAGCAGAGAGAUUUCGACACACCAACUCCUUUCCACACACCCACUACUUUCCUUUCGACACACCCACUCGGCCAUUUUCCAGAUACCAUAUUGGACUGCAGCUACCCCCCUUCUCGCAAAAAAAAAUACUUGUCUACCUUUGAAGCUGUAUCUAGUCAGGCUAGUUAGGGUUACGCUAGGGUUACUGUUAGGGAUAGGGUUAGAGUUAGGCUAGGGCUGGGGUUAAGGGUUAGGGCUGGGGUUGGGGUUAAGGGUUAGGAUUAAGGCUAGUGGACAGUUAUUUUGAACAUGUAUAAUCCAUCUGUAGGGGACUAUACAAAUAAAGCCUUACCAGCACUAACCCUGAUAGGGUGAAGCCUUGUGGUCACCUAUGAACCCCACCUAACCCAAACACCUAUAUGAACCCACCAAACCCAAACACCUAUAUCAGUUGUUCCCAAAAUUAUUUGGCCUGCGACCCAAUUUUGAUAUCCAACAUUUUUCGAGACCCCACCAUAUAAAAAGAGUGACAUAAUCAAUGGCCAAUGUUUACUUUCUAAUUGGUCUAGUACAAAUCAGUCUAACAGUACUUUUGACAGUAUUUAACUCUGAAGGAAGUAUGGUUUGAAGUGACUGAAAUGCACCAGAAAGGUAUUGGGAAGUUCAGAAGAUCACCAGGCAAUAAAGUUGUAUGAUCUUCUGUGUAGAAAAUAAUAUCAUAAUUGAUUACAGUAUGUGUUUUUCCUUCCCAAUAGUAUUUAGUGCCUGGUCUUGUCCACGCUGUUCUAAUGAGUCCUGAGUGCUUGUGGGCAGUGUAGAGGGAAACAGAAGACACAUAAGUGUUCCUAAGAGUGUUAUCUUUCAGGGAUGGGGUCAGAAUAUGCUGUAACUUAAACCGUUCAAAAGAUAGAGACGCAUUUGUAGGAAGAAAACAGAAACAGCUCUGUUUAUUACAACCGCAACUCGCGGCUACCGGAGGUUACUGACGUAACCCCGGUUCUAUGAACCAAGAGCGAUUUUGUACAUUUUAUUUCAGAUUUAUUCUUGUGACACCAUUUUUAAAUCAGGGGACAGACACUACAUGGGGUCGCAACCUUUAGUUUGAGAAACGCUGACCUAUAUUUACCCAACCGAACUCAAACACCUAUCGCAAUUUUGAUUGAACACAAAUAUGCUAAAUUUCUGUUUUUAAACUCCAUAUAAAACGUCUGUGUCAAUUUUGCUUUCUGUAAAUAGACAUUGCUGUCCAAUACCAACUACCACGCCCACUACCAAUCAAAUCCUCUUUGAUCUCACUGUGAUCUCAGAGUGAAUAAAGAGGUCUGCUCUGAUUCACAACCAGACAGAGCAGAAAAGAUCUACACACAGAAUGUCCAGAACCUUCCUACCAGCUCUACUGCUCUAUGGAUUGAGUAAGUAAGCCACUGUUAAAUCUAGAUUGACUGCAUCCGUCAAGUAUAACAAGAACGUUCAGUGCAGCACUUUUUCCUGAUUUCUAACAUGUACAUGUGAUAUCAAUGACGAUAGUUAUUAACUUAGGACUUUGUUCUCUGUGUUUCAGGUUUGGUCUCUAUUUUGGUUUCUCAGUCUCAGACUGUGGAGGUCCGUACUGGGGAUACCAUCACUUUGCAGUGCUCCAAUGUUACAACGGUUGUGGGACACACAGCAUGGUUCAAGCAAGUCAACGGAUCAGAGCCUGUGUGUAUCUCGUCUAUGUACGGCUUUAAUUCAACACCUGAUCUCCACAAUGGUUUUCAAAGGAGCCAUUUGGAAAUGUUCAGCAACAACACCAGUAUCUUUCUCAAAAUCACAAAAGUGGAAAUAGCUGACUGUGGCCUGUAUUUCUGUGGAUUGCAUCCACAUAGCCACAUGUUGUUUGUCAACGCAACAGUUCUAAAAAUUCAAGGUACGUUAUCAACUAUUUAUCUGGCUUUUGAUACAUUUGAAAAUGUUUAUCAACCUAAUCAGGAGUUAUCAUGAAAGAAAGGCAAACCAUUGAUGGACAUAUUUAUUAUCAUUCUAAUUUUGAGAAAAAAUACUUAUCUAUUCUUACUAAUCUCAAUGUUAUAGGGCACAACGGAGGUGAGGAAAUACAGGAGUCAUCUAUAGAGCGUGAGUUUCUUUUUUCAUUGUCAUGUAGAUUAUUAUUUUUUUAAUUAAGAAACAAAAACGCAUAAUGUUGAGGUCUGUCAAUAAAGGGCCACCAAAUGAUUUAAUAAAAUGUAAUCUAAUAGGACAUUGUAAUGGAACUAUCAUUCUAGUAGGAGAGGAUGAUGAUGGAACCAUGUACCUCCUCCCCCUGGUUGUGAUCCUGGGUGUUGUGACUGCUGUUCUACUGAUAGUCGUCCUCAUCCUGGUCCUCAAGAUCAUACGAGAGGCAAAAACACACAACACAGGUAGGAGCCCAUUUCAUGAUAAUAUGGAUCUUGUGAACUACACUUCAAAUGUGGAUGUUUUUCCCAUUACAUACUGUACACUGAUGAUCAGAAGAGUCAGUGUGUACACUAGAAUGGAAUGAUCCAUUAAUCUGUUCUCUCAUCUCUCUUUUAUAUCAUAUUCAGGACCUGAUUCUCAAAGACAACCACAAAAUGAUCAGGUAAAUACUGCAUGGUUAAAUACUUAAUUAUAAGCAAUUCAGAAACGCUGAAAAUUACAACUGUAGUCUAUGUCAUGAUGUUUGCAAAUCUACAGAAUCAAGAUCCAGAUGCAUUGAAUUAUUCCGCCCUGAAUUUCACCUCCAAGAAGAGGAAGAUGGAGAGGAGAAGAGAGAAGGAGCUGGACCCCCAUGUAGUGUAUGCUGCUACAAGAUGACAAAGAGGAGGAGGAUGGAAGAUGAGGAAGAUUGGUUUGCCAUAUCUUUGAAUACACGUUUAAAUAUUUCUAAAUUGAAUGUGUAGUUAAAUAAAAUGUUUUGAUAUCUCUGUAGCCCUCUCCAACUCAGUUAGGCCACACAGCUCAAUGGUACAGGGUGAGGUUAGAGAGGAGGAUUUAGAAGUCAAAACACAACUGUUUAAUGGCUGCAGAGGAGUAUUUGCCUCUUUUGGCCUCUCUUAACUUAGAUCUCUGUUGUGUGUUUUAGUGAUUUUUUUAUAGGGUGACCCUGAGGGGCAAAGGACCCAGCAGUAGACAAUUGUAUUGAUAACUUAUAAAGACAAAUAAAGAGUUAAAAACAAAAUUGCCUUUGUCAUGAUUGUGUUUGUCAAUUAGUAUUUCCUGUCUUUGCACUGAUCAUAGCCCCCUAUUCUGAAAAUCACCUUAUAAGGUGAAUAUGUUUGGGGUCUGAGGUAGAGGAGGGGCCAGUGAGGGUAUGCAUCACUUCCUGUGGUGUGAGUGACAGGAAGGUGCAGCUCAGUGUA
This is a messenger RNA of Coregonus sp. 'balchen', 5653 nucleotides long. NCBI's taxonomy places the organism in Eukaryota, Metazoa, Chordata, Actinopteri, Salmoniformes, Salmonidae. The record is from the annotation of a GenBank genome assembly.